Messenger RNA from Paramecium tetraurelia, 2584 nucleotides. RefSeq lists its product as uncharacterized. Lineage: Eukaryota; Ciliophora; Oligohymenophorea; Peniculida; Parameciidae. The record is from RefSeq and is a predicted model, not a curated record. The transcript is spliced from 6 exons.
AUGGAAGAAACUGAAGCUUUGAUAAAAUCAUCUGAGCCUUAGCAUACCAAAAACGUAAUUUAGGCACUCUUGAAUGAAUAUCAAAUUAUGUACGCUGGUCUAUAAAAUCAAGAAUACUUGGAUUAUUGCUUCGUUAAAGGAGCAUCUGGACAAACAGUCCCAUUAGCCCUGUUAUUACCAGUAGGGUUGUUCUUGGGAGUAGUAAAUAUAUUGUCAAAAGCCACAACCAAUAUUAUCGAAGGUGAUUAUAUCUUGUCAAAUUUGGUUUAUGUGAUUCUCUAAGUCUGUGGACUCUGCAUAGUUCUAUAUUUAUUACUUAAAGCAUGUGAGGUGAUACCGAAGAAAAUUCAAAAUCCACUUCUUUUUGGGAGAGUAACAACUUACGUUUUUAUGUGUUUACUCAUCGCCAUGGGAAUUUUAGUUGUUGAGAGGAUAGUUGAAGGACAAGCAAGAACUUAUCAUACAUCUCAAUUCUGGGUGGUUUUCGCUUUGAUAAUCUGGUAAAAGAUAUUGGUCUUAUUUAUAUAUGAUUAUAAAGUUAGAUUUGCAGCAUUUUUAUUUUUAUACACUUAUUAUGCCUUUAGAGUUUCAGGUGAAGAAUUUAGAUGGGCUUACAACCUCUUAAAAGCAUCAGUAUACAUUAUCCUGGAGUUGGUAAUGGUAAUAGACAGAGAAUUGAAGGAUUAUGCUGACUAUUAAUUGGAGAAUAAUAUACAAACCAAAUAAGUACUAGAUGAAGUAGUUCCUCCCAUGAGGAUGUUUUAACAAUAAUUCCUCCUUGAAUCUUAUCUAAAAGUGUUUCCCGUUGUAAUUUUUGAUCAAACAAAAGAAUUACUUAAUAUUUCAUCUGAAACUUUAAAAUUGUUAGGCCAAAAUGAUUUGUUUUAGGCUGAAAAACAAUUAAGAAAAUUGGAGAUAAUAGAAGUUUUUAAUCGAAAAGAAUAAGUGUCAGCCAAAGAAUUUACUGUUAAAUUGACUAGAUAAGCUAAAUUUGGAUCUACUUGCGGAGUAAACGAAAAAGGGGAUUUAUUGCAUUCAUUGAUUAAUGGACCAGCCUUAUAGCAAUUAAGAGCAUAGUAAUAAACUGACUAGCCAAGAUUGCAAACUCAGGGGUAAUUAGAAUAGCUACUCAAUGAAUUAAUCAAAGGAGAUCAAGACUAUUUAAAGGGACUGCUAGUAUUGAAAUUAAGUAAGGAAAAGUAGUUCUACUUCUCAUUUCAUUUGAUUAGAAACAAAAAAAUUUAUCUAUUCUUAGAUGAUGUUUCUGAUAUUAUGAAAUUGCAAAUGAAAAAUAAGGACGAAAAUUACGAGACCAAAGAAAUUAAAGAUAUUAAUAUCUUAUUGUCCUAGAUUCGAUAGAUUUCUACACUGAAAAGCUAUCCUAUUCCUACUAAGAUACAAAAUAUUGAGAUAAAAUCUUGUUAUUUGGAAUAGAAUUAAUUGAGAAUUAAUUAUGAUAAAAUUAAUUUUGAUCAAAUGGUCAUAAAUUUACAAGAGUAUUAUAAACAAAGAAUUCCCUCGAUUAAAUAUCAAUUCAAAAAUCUAAUUAAAUUGAAUACUAGCUUCUUUACAGAUGAAGAAAGACUUCGAUAGAUUAUUGAUAUAAUUAUGGAGAAUAGUAUUGAGUAAACAAAGGAUGGAUUUAUUGGGAUAACUUUUGAAAACGAUGCAAGGCCCAAUUGUAUUCAAGUAUCCAUCCAAGAUACAGGAAUUGGGAUCAAUCUAGAGUUAAUGAAGGAUGAAAUGGGUUCCAAACUUUCUGGGCUCUUCAUUGCCAACUAUUUAACUAAAAUAUUGGGAGUCUCAUUUUUCAACAAAAAAAUUAAUGGACAAAUCGCAAAUAAAGGUUUGAGGAUUGUGACCACAUAGGAGUACGGGACUAAAAUUUCAUUUACACUUCGAAAUAUGUUAUUCGAUCAGAACAAUGUGUUCUUUCUAAUUGAUGAAAAUUUGGAAGAGGAUGAGUAGAAUCAAGAUGAAAUUCUAGAAAGAUACUUAAUUGAAGAUUAAACUCAAUAUUUAAAUAGAUUAAAGAAACCUAUUAAAUAUAUUGUGAUGAAGAAUGAAGAGAAAAAAGUUGUGUAACUCUUAGAUGACAGAUAAGUCAAAAGACCACAAUUAAAAGGCAUGAUGAAACUAUAGGAAUCAGGAAGAUUAAAGUCACUAACUACUCAAGUUGAAUAAUUAUAAAUUCCUUUAGAGAAAUGUAUCUGCGCAACUCCAUUAAUCAUAAAUAGUGAUCACUACUUUUCUUCUACAUUGAAAGACUUUAACUUCUAAAUUGCAAAUGAAUUCGAAGCUUUAAAAAUGAUUAAUAUAAAACUAAAAGAGAAUCCUUGUAUUUAGAAAGGAUGCCUUGCUUAUAAUAAAAUUUUCAUAAAUUGUUCGAAUCCAAAAGUGAAUUAUGAUGAUUUGGUAAAGAAAUUACUACUAUUAAACAAACAAUUAAAUAUCAUAGUCCUUUCAUAUCUUCCAUGGGGAGAAUUGUAACCUAACAUCGCUUAUUAUCAAAUGCCAACUAAACUAGAUACCAUAUUUAAGUGAUUUAAAUAAAUUUCACUAAUACCAUUAUAAACUUCCUUUA